This is a messenger RNA of Medioppia subpectinata, 1089 nucleotides long. The record is from the annotation of a GenBank genome assembly. Lineage: Eukaryota; Metazoa; Arthropoda; Arachnida; Sarcoptiformes; Oppiidae.
GCGAUCAUCGGGUUUGGGGGCGCCUUCACAGACGCCGCCGGUAUUAACAUUAAAAGUUUGCCACAAAUACUGCAAAAGCGGUUAAUUGAGGACUAUUUCGGGGAAACGGGUAUUGAGUACACAUUGGGUCGGAUACCGAUCGGGGGCUCAGACUUCUCCACACAUGCCUAUAGUUAUGACGAUAACUAUAAAAAUGAUUUCCAAUUAAAACACUUUAAUCUAACGGAAGAGGAUUUUGAUCUUAAGAUACCUUUAAUUAAAGAGGCUAAAGAAGUGAGCAAGCACGAUUUACGACUUAUUGCUAGUCCAUGGUCCGCACCGGCCUGGAUGAAAAACAAUUCAGAAUUAAACCAUGGUGGUUUUCUAAUAGAUCAACCUGGAGGCAAAUAUUACAAAGCAUUUGCUAAUUAUUUAGUCAAAUUUCUGGACGCCUAUAAAGCAGAGGGAAUACCCUUAUGGGGCAUAACUAUAGAAAACGAACCCGAGAUGCCUAUAUAUCUUGACAAACUUCUAGGCAAAAAACAUCCGUUCAAUAGUAUGACAUUCACUCCCGAACUGCAACGGGAUUUCCUGAAACUAGAUUUGGGUCCCAUUAUGUCUGCCGCCGGUUAUGGGCCUAACGUUACCCGAGUUAUGGUUUGCGACGAUAACAGGCCAUACGUUAGCCAAUGGGCUGAAGUCAUAUACGGGGACAUAGAGGCGGCUCAAUACGUGUCCGGAAUGGCUUUUCACUGGUAUAUGAACAGUGAAAGCAAUGUGGGCAAUUUGGAUACUGUGCACAAUCAGGAUCCGAGCAAGUUUAUUUUGAGCACUGAGGCGUGUGAAAUGUGGUUUGGUAUGGAUCACCAUGUUUAUUUGGGCAGUUGGCAAUUAUUUGAGAAGUACGCUACUGACAUAAUUACGGAUUUGAAUCACUGGACCGGGGGUUGGGUUGACUGGAACCUGGCUCUGGACACUAGGGGUGGACCCAAUUGGGUGAAUAACUUCGUGGACGCGCCGAUUAUAGUGAACGCUACGGCCCGGGAGUACUACAAACAGCCGUCGUUUUACUCGAUCGCACACUUCAGUAAAUUCCUUCCGCCCGGCGCU